UUUUUUGUAGUCACUGACUUCAGCAAAUUGUGAAAGGUUUAAAUGAGACAUGAUUUAUAUACAAACAUGGGGACAAUUAUGAUUAGUUUGAUAACGCUAGUGUUGACCUUUGAUUUGACCUUCGCCUAUCAACCCUAUGUGGCACCGUUUUUCUUUAUGUGUAAUUAUCAUGGCAACGUGAAUGAAUUGGGGAUUGACAGAGGAGAAGUGGCCCUCAGCGUUUCUAUAGGAGGGGAUUCAGACCUGUAUGUUCCAGGAAAACUUUACAACGUUACUAUCACAUCAUCGGUAAACUUUGACGGGUUCUUUUUGACGGGGCUGUAUACAAUGACGUCAGAAGUCAAAGCGAGGAUGCGAGGACUUGGUCUCUAUGACAACAGUGGAUCUGGGAAUAACUUGAUGUGUUCCAUCGUCCAUUCCUACAUAACCAGAGAGCCACAGCAAAAGUUGACAUUUAUGUGGAUGGCGCCACCUAGCGGGACAGGAUGCGUUAGCUUUUUAGCUACGGGAACAAUUCACCAACAGCUGUUGUUUAAAGAUACCACCGUCCUACAGUUAUGUGAAGAGGGAGCGCCUACCACGUCUCCACUACGACCGGACCUCGCUGUCCUGCAUGGUGACGGAGUCAUCCUGAGGGACGAUUUUGAUUCCUCGUCUGGCAUCAGCAGACUUAUCUGGCAUGACACGCAUGGAGGAAAUGUUAGUCGAGAUUGUGGUCACAUAAUGUACGGCGAUUCUAAUUGGUUAUGCCGGCGGUAUGGUGAAAGAAAACUGGUGACAGUUCCUAUGAACACGACGACGGCUGCAGUGUUACAGUUUGCUUUGUCGGCUGGUAGAUGUGAAGUACCGGGAACCAGAGAUCGUAACAUCACAGUAUCUUACGGAUUGCGGGCCUGUACACAGUGGACGAUCAUCGACUCCCUGAGGUUACCGUCAUCGCAAACAGAGGUUCACCUUCUUUAUCUCCCAAAAGAAGCCAGAGCUGAAAAUGUUUGUAUAAAAUGGGAACAGCUGUCCAAUAGACCACCACCAACUACAACAACAACAACAACAACAACAACAACAACACCACCACCAACAACAGUAGCUACAACACCACCACCGCCACCACCACCAACAACUACAACAUCCUCAACACAACCACCAACAACAGAGCCAUUGACGACCGCAACAGAAACAACAAUAGAAGUGACAACAAGAAAGCCAACAACACGAAGAUUUCGCACAUUAAGAUGGGACAUUUCUGACGAGGGACAACCAGACUUCAACAGUUGCUGGGGAAUUGACAAUGUGUUAGUUGUCAAUACAGCCAACCGACCUAGUCGAUUGAUGGAAGAUUUUGAUCCCAUCAAUCCCAGUAACUGGCUUUUCUUUCCUGGAGGAAACAUCAGGCAAAAAUGUAGAUCUGAAGAAAAUACCUUGUUCUUUAAUAUGGAGAAUCAAACAGUAAACUACGUGGUUUCCCAUGAUCUUGAUUUGUCAGUUUCUGACGUCACUGCAGAUCUAAUGCUAGAAGAACAGUUUGAAUCGAAGCGCCAACCAGGAUGGCAGAUUCGCGGAGGAAGGGUUGAUGUUAUCUGUGGUGUACUGUACCAUGCCAACUCUAUGGUGUUUGACGGAGCCGCGGAGAGAUGGGCGUGUACCCCGUAUUUAGAUACCAGAGUAGCCGGGAAUCUCAGGUUUUAUUUUGGAUUCGGCAGUGGGCGUUGCCGAGCGUUAGAUACACCGGAAACAAGCGUUGAGGUUUAUAUUGAGGAUGAACAUGGACACAAACCAGUGAUGCAAAAUCUUAGCAGCAGAAAUUACAAGGAACCGAGGUUAAUAUCUGUUGCUAUUAACGGCCACCAAAGACAAUAUAAGGCGCGGAUCUGCUGGAUACAGAGAUAUCACAAAGGGGUGGAUCAAGAUGUUUGGGCAAUCGAUGGAGUGCAAGUCCUGCCACAUUUUCCAAGACGAUCGAAUAUAAACAAAAUGGUUCAAUUCGACCUUAAUUUGCAUUGUGGAAAAAAUGCAAGUUCAAAUAAUCUAGAUUUACAAGCCUCUACAGACUUUGGAAAAUCGUGGUUCAACGUACAUCAAACAUGUCUCCAUAGCAACUGUGGAGGAAAUCAUCAACCUGUGUCAUCAGAGUAUAGAAGCGAGGAUUUUUUGAGCUGGAAGAGAGUGACGUCCCCUCUCCCUUUCGCUGUGUUAGUACCCCACGUCAGAUUUCGCUGGAGUGGAGCAUGGAGAGACACACCGAACUGGGCAUUGGACAAUGUGUUUAUUGGGGACUGUGAGGACGGUUGUCAUGGAAACGGGCAAUGUACAAGAACAGGGUGUAGGUGUGACUUCGCUUAUACUGGCGCGACGUGCAAAAAUCCAGUGGUGCCACACCACGUGACCAUGGUGGAGCAGUUUUAUGACGAAUCGACCUUGGCCUCCAGCAAUGCCCUUCAUAUAAAGGGCGCCUCCCUGAGCUACAGAUGCGGUGUGUUGUCUACUGGUAAAUCCUUAGUGUUUGAUAAAGAAGGACCCCGCCGUCUUGUCACGUCUGAUUUCAAUAUGACAAAUAACAGGUAUCUUCAGUUCUUCAUAAGAAUUGGAAGCAAUUCCAUGACGUCAAAAUGUCCUCCACCCGAGCAGCGUGAGGAGUCGGUGAUCUUGGAUUUUUCCUGCGAUGGGGGACUAACAUGGGAUCUUAUAAAAGUUUUUGACGAUAUUCGGGAACCACAAUCUGACAUUGUGAUGUUGCCUGACGAAGCUAGGAGACCUGCCUGCAGAUUUCGUUGGUGGCAGCCUGUCCACUCUGGAGAGGGAAGAGAUCUGUGGGCAAUUGACGGCAUUAGUAUAAACAACCACUUAUUUAACACGAUCAACUUGGACAUGGCGGACUAUAAAAACGACACCAGACAGGUGGUCGUCAAUCUUGGUACAUACUCUCACAGUUACUGUGGGGACAGAUCAAGUAUGAGUUUCAUCGACCCUCAUCAGACAGGGGACAUGCGGUACAUUGAGACGACCCCAGUACAUGUUGGUCCUACUUAUAUCGUCCAGUUUCAUUUGGUCAUGGCAUGUCGAAACAUGUAUUUGAUGGAUCGUGACAACUUUCUGUAUUUAGAAUACUCCACUGAUCAUGGCCUGAGCUGGCGAUUGGUGGAAGAACCAUGUAGUCCACCCACUACUUGUCAAUCAUACACUGAAGGUACAGUGUACCGCCCCUCUAAAUAUCAGAAGUGGCGACAAGUCACUGUACCGAUGCCUCCGUCAUCAUGGGGUCACAUUGUAAGCUUAAGGCUACGCCAGUCUGAUUGGGGUCCACUGGACACAUGGGCAGUGUCCAGAUUAUAUGUUGGCCAACAUUGUCCACAACACUGUAGCGGACACGGGAAGUGUGUUGAGGGUGUGUGUAGAUGCGAUCCAGGAUAUUUUGCAUCCACUUGUCGACCUAGAAGACGAAUUGAUGAGACUAUGCAAGCUGACUUCGGAAUUCGUUACGAACCCGACUCGGAUUUUAUAGACAUAUGGGGUGGUGAAGUCACCAGUGGUGACAAAGGUUGUGGGACAUUGCUGUCUGGAGAGACGCUGUAUUUCUCCGAUAGUGGGGCAAGAGAAGCUCAGACAAAAGACUUGGACACUAGGCAUGAUGAUUACGUCGAGUUUUACCUUAGGAUUGGAGGGGGUUUGCCAGAUUGUAACGGGGGAGACACCCCGGAUGAAGGAUUGGUUCUCCAGUACUCAAAUGAUGGAGGAAACACUUGGAAUCUGCUUAGGGAAAUGCCACCAGACAAAUUUAGGAAACCGAAAUUCGUACACAUAGUGCUACCGGAAGAUGCCCGUUCAUCAAUGACACGCUUCCGAUGGUGGCAGCCGUCCCACUCAGGCGGAGGAAGGGAUCAGUGGGCAUUAGAUGAGAUACGAGUGGGACAUUAUGAAAGAAGGAGGAACAUCAGCGACAAUUUUAAUAAUCAGCUGAAUGCAAUAGAUAAUGGUGUUUGGUCAACUAUAACGGAGGGGAUUUUGGGUAAAUAUUGUCAGAACCGUGACCGAGCUUUGAUCCUGGCCAAUCAACAGAACAGCAAAUUUGUGGUAACUAAAGAUCUGAACCUGGAAGCUGGCGACGUCAUCCAAUUUAGGAUAAAUGUUGGCUGUAGUAACCAGUUCCGCUGGGACCACACCGUCAUGUUGGAUUACAGCCAUGAUGGAGGUCAGACAUGGCGGUUACUUAAGGACCCUUGUUACCAAGAUGACGAGUGUGACGGACGUUACACGGAAGGAACUAUAUACUACUCGGGUCCGCACGGUUACUGGCAAACGGUCGUUGUACCCGUCACAGAAGAGCUGGCUAUGCACCCGGUGAUGCUACGAUGGUGGCAACAAAGUGGCUAUCCCUUCAGUUUUGGUCUUGAUGAUGUUUACGUUGGGCCACCUUGCCAAGAUGAUUGUCAUAGAAAUGGCGUCUGCGAACGGAAUGGGUGUGUGUGUGAUGAUGGAUAUAAAGGACCAGGAUGUAGUUUUGAAGGGAAAAGUCCAUACGGUAUGUCCGACUGGUUUGAUAACCACCACGCUCCGUCCGAUGUGUGGAGGCGGAUUGUGGGAGGGAAGUUGGGACUAGGAUGUGGUGUGGUGGAUUAUGGCAAUUCCUUGCACUUUAGUGAGGAAGGAACAAGAGAAGCCGUUACGGUACCUCUGAACACAACUUACCUCAGAAUGCUUCAGUUCGUAGUUAAGAUCGGCGGCAACAGCCAUGCGGUGUCCUGCAUCACUCCAGUUGGUAGGAAUGAGGGAGUAAUUGUAGAUUACUCCACCGAUAACGAAAUCACAUGGCAUGUCCUGAAGGUAGUGGAGCCAAGGGUUCAUAACUAUUCCACGGAGAGAGUCACGAUGGAAUUACCACAGGAUGCAAAAACAGAGCGUACCAUAUUUAGGUGGUGGCAACCCCUGGGGUAUGGAGGCGUACCAAGAGCGGAAUGGGGAUUGGACAGCGUCAUUAUAGGAGUGAAUGAAACAAACAAGGAACAUUUUCUAGAUGAUUUUGCGAUGAUGGUUCCUAAUCCCGAUAACUGGCUGCUGACGGAAAGCGCCGUACCGAGAAUUACGUGUAACUCACGAGGAAACGCUUUAGAAUUCAGCAGGGAUAAGGAUCUUCGUUUUGCUGAGACGGUGGACUUUAGAGUCACUCCAUCCUCAUUUCUCCAGUUUGAUAUUGCCAUGGCGUGUGACUCUCUAUACGGCACGUUGUAUGGGGUAAUGCUGGAGUACUCUGUUGAUAUGGGGCAGAACUGGCACCCCGUAGUUCAUCAUUGCGCCCCGCCUGAUUUCCAAUGUAGUGGAUACCACCUCAGUAGCGAGUACAUGUCCGACCAGCAUAAGAAUUGGACACGGGUUACGCUAUACAUGCCACCAGGCGCAGUAUCUCCGGCAACUAGACUUAGAUGGAAACAACAAAAUAAAUUACCACGUGGAAAUGUUUGGGCGCUAGAUAAUGUUUACCUUGGCAACGGUUGUCCAUGGUUAUGUUCUGGUCAUGGUUAUUGUCGCCAGGGGACAUGCAUAUGCGAUCCUGGUUUCGGUGGUCCACACUGUAACCCAAUACGAUCUCGUCCUAUGAUGCUUCGAGACGAUUUUAACGAAGAUAAAUUAAACAGUCAUCAUUGGAAAGAAAUAUAUGGCGGGGAGCCGUCAUCUGUGUGUGGUGUCAUUGUCAGUGGAAACUCCUUGUUAUUUCACAUGAAUCACCUUCGCAUGGUUGUCAGCGAUGAUAUUGACACCAGUAUGCUGACAGGCGUGGAGUUUUAUUUUAAGUACGGAUGCACCCACGAAGUGACGGAUUGGCCAAGGUCCGAGAGUGUUCUAUUCCAGUACUCCAACAAUGGCGGUAUAGUUUGGAAUCUCCUUAAGGAGAUCCACUACCCGGAUACGAAUAAGGUCAGGUUCUUUGGUUUGGAUUUACCCGAUAAGGCUAAAUCUGCUGCCACAAGAUUCCGGUUUUGGCAACCAAAAAAUGGAGGAAAUAUGAAGUCAACAUGGUCUGUAGACAACUUCUAUAUUGGAAAGAUGCCCGUUAGUCCAAGUUCCAUGUCUGAUAACUUCGAACUGAGGAGCUUGGUAGAUUCCUGGCUCUUCAGUAACGACGGGGAGUUAGGGAGCUACUGUGAACAUAACACUAGACAGGAUACCGUUGGUUCUGGACACUCGGCGCUAGUCUUUGGUCUCGCCGGAACUCACGGAGAGAGAUAUGUGGAGACUAAGGACCUGAACGUUGGGCCUAUGUCUGUGCUACAGUUUGAUAUAAACGUCGGAUGUGAGUCGGAAUCCACACAUGAAUAUCCAGUUAGGGUUGAAUACUCACCAAACAGUGGGAAAACCUGGCAUAUGCUGGUCUCUAACUGUGCCGCCACCUCUUCAGCCUGGUGCUUUGAUGUCGACGUUCCAGCGACUAUAUAUUAUAGUGGUACCACUAAAUAUUGGAGAAGAGUUGUAGUUCCACUGGACAAUGUGUACAUUUGUGGAUCUCUGAGGUUCAGAUGGUAUCAAGGGUUCCUUGCUGACAACAGCUAUGCACCUGAAUGGGCAAUCGACAACGUAUUUAUUGGCAUGUCUUGUAUGGAUUUCUGCCUAGGACAUGGCACAUGCUCGAACACCAUGAUGUGCUCGUGUGACCAAAAUCACCAUGGUGAUAGUUGCGUGCCUUCCAUUCAUCACCCCACUCAUCUAUCGGAAGAUUUUGAUGGUAUUAACAAGGAAUCGCCUGUCAAGGGACAAACCUUAAUUGAGAAUGAUGUGAACGAAACAAAAUGGUGGAUCCAGAGUGGUGGGGAAGUGUCUGAUGAAUGCGGGGAGUUAAUAUCAGGGAAGUCACUCCAUUUCAAGCAGAGUGGAGAGAGAAGUCUCAUUAGCACAGAUCUAGACUUGAGUAAAGUGAGCAUUAUUCAAUUCUUCAUUCGGCUUGGUUGUGGGAAAAGACCACCUGCUAUUUCCUCCUUCCCUGUGUAUCUACAGUACUCCACAAAUGCAGGUGUUAAUUGGAAAGCUAUAGAACAAUUCGACUUUAAUAAACAUAGUAAUGUUCCGAAGUACAUAGCUCUGCAUGUUCCCAGCGAAGCAAGAACCAACUCUACGAGGAUUCGCUGGUGGCAGCCGUCUUUGAAUGGAACGUUUCCAGACGAAUGGGCAAUUGAUCAGAUUUUCAUUGGAGGAGAUAUGAAUGGUGUAACACCGCUGGAUGAUGAUUUUAAUUUGCCCAAGGAAACAAGCUGGUUAGUGUAUCCAGGUGCUGUUAUAGAAGACGUUUGUGGAUCUUCACAGAAGGCCAUCCAUUUUAAUGGGGAUACAGGAAUAAGGUACGCAAUGUCUGGUGAUGUCAUCGUUGACGAAGCAUCGUUUCUACAAUUUGAAGUUGCCAUGGGCUGUCUAUCUAAUAGGGAAUGUUAUACUAUCGGAAUAGAGUUCUCUCGAGAUUUUGGUAACACAUGGGAAUUGCUGCAACCACCUUGUUUACCGUCUGAUGUGGACUGUGGUCGGUUUAAUCCCGGAAGUACUCUGGUAUCCGAUGUACACACUGGAUGGCACAGAGUUACAUUGCCACUUCCAUAUUACUCAAGAGGCAAAGCCAUACGAUUUCGAUGGAUUCAGCCAACAGGUUAUGGGAAGAAACAAAACUGGGCUGUUUCUCAAUUAUAUAUUGGCAAGGACUGUCCUCAUGUGUGUAGCGGUCAUGGGAAAUGUUCAGAGGCAGGAUGCAUUUGCGAUGACGGAUGGAUGGGGUUGAACUGUAGUGAAUCUGUGUUCACACUCCCAACAUACCUUUAUGACUCCUUUGACCCGGAUGUAAACGAAACGCAAUGGAUUAAGAUUGUCGGGGCGCAGACAGUUCCUCCUUGUAGUGUGAUGGCUGCUGGUAAUGCGUUGCAUUUCUCAGGGGGUUGCAGCCGCGUGCUAAUCUCGCGAGAUCUUGAUCUCCGGCACGCUUUGUUUAUUCAGUUCAUGUUCUUGUUCGGUUGUACUGCUGGUCCUGUUACCCGUAACCAAGGAGUCCUCGUGGAUUACUCCACUGAUGGCGGAAUCACGUGGAUGCCAAUUACAGAAUUAUAUUACACACUAUACAGAACACCUAGAUUUCUCAGCAUCAAAUUGCCAGAAAAAGCAAAAAGUAAUGGAGUCAGAGUUCGAUGGUGGCAACCUGUCCACGGAGGAUACCCAGUGGGUGACUGGUCUAUAGACAAUAUCAGAAUAGGAGGGGAGGAUGUCAAUACCUUUCAGAUCUCACAAGAGUUUAGGGGAGAGUUUGACUACCAGAACUGGAUGAGGGAUGACAAUAUGGUCUCGGAAUCGAUUUACUGCAACGAACAUAGCGUUGCUCAUGGUAGAACACAAACGAAAGAGAAUUCGGUGUUGGAAACGAGAGAAAUUGGUAUUGAAAAUGGAUUCGUUAUCGAGUUUGAGAUAAAUGUUGGUUGUGGGCAAACAUUUAAUGAAUCGAGUCCAUCGGUACAUUUGGAAUAUUCUACUGAUCACGGGGUAUCGUGGUCUCACCUAUCUCCACAGUGUUUACCAAAGGAUGUACGGUGUAAUGGAGGACCCCAGAUGGGAAGUGUUUAUCACAGUGAACCUAUGGGAAUGUGGAGAAGAUACUCCAUUAUUCUGAAGGGACUACCUGUGUCAAACUCUACAAGAUUCAGAUGGACCCAAAGGGCAGAUGGAAAUCAAGGUCCCUCCCAUCAAUGGGGAAUACGAGAAGUUUAUAUUGGCAAAGGCUGUAACGAUCACUGCAACGGACAUGGACGUUGCCGGUAUCCAUCUUGUUCUUGUGACUCCGGUUACUAUGGAUACGCGUGUCAGAAUGAUGGAGGACACAACCCUGUAUACUUAAAGGACAACUUCGAAAAAGGUAGAUUUGAUAAGACGAAGUGGUCAUUGGUUGAGGGAGGAGAAAUUGGCAAGCCCUGUGAGAAUCUAGUGGAAGGCUCUGCAGCAGUAUUCACAGGACCCAGCUACAGACAACUUGUCACUGUAGAUCUAGAUCUCAGAAACACAAAAUUUGCUCAGUUUAUUGGGUCCAUAGGAGGAAUAGAUAUUGAUCCUACAUGUUUUACUCCAAAGUCAACCGAACAUAGCGUGAUUCUGCAGUACAGCAAUGACGGAGGAUUAACGUGGGAAGAUCUGCAUGUGAUGGAUUACACUGCUUACAAACGUCCAAAGAAGGAGUACAUAGUGUUACCACAGACUGCCAGAACAAAGAGCACGAGGCUGAGAUGGUGGCAACCCCUGGACAGACACUGGGAGCAGUCUGGACCACAAUGGGCUAUCGACAAUGUCCUUAUAGGUGGUAAAGAAAUUAAUCCAAGCCAAGUCCAGGUUUCGUUUGAUGAGGCAUUCCAAAGUGACGCUCCGUGGGAAUUUAACCCAUUCGGAGAAAUAAAGGAUAACAUAUGUAGGAAGGGCGACAGCUCAAUCGUCUGGACUGAAGGGAAUGGCAACAGGAGUUUUACAACAAGUCAGAUGAUUGUACAAGAGGGGUUCAUGCUUCAAUUCAAGAUUGCAAUGGGAUGUGAUGGCGUUGAUGAUGCUUGUACAGAUUAUGCACCUUUACGCCUGGAAUAUAAUAAAGACCCUAACAAUGACCACUGGGCCCUCGUACGCCCGCUAUGUCUUCCAGAUCAUGUUCGCUUAUCGGAGUGUCAGCCCCGGCAUUAUCACACCGCCUCCAUCUACACCCACCACGUCUCUCCAUCAUGGACUCUUGUCACCAUUCCAUUAACGGAGAAAAUAUUCUCAAGUUCUACUCGGUUCCGGUGGAUACAAGAUGCACGGAGUACACUCGGAACAUCUUGGGCUCUCGAUGAUAUUUAUGUCGGAGAAAUGUGCCCUGGCAUGUGUCAUUCUCGGGGAACUUGUGUGAAUGGAAAGUGCUUCUGUGAAAGGGGAUAUUUUGGAAAAUCUUGUCGCCCUCGUCCAGGUAGUUUGAUUAGGACAAUGCAUGAUUCCUUUGAAGGAGGGAUUUUCUCAUUUUACUGGGAGUUCAUCACAGGUGGUGUCAUAGGAUUUGGUUGCGGUGCUCUACGUCCAUUUGCUCAUGGCAAAACUCUGUAUUUUAAUGGAUGUGGCCAUCGUGAGGCAAGGACGGUAGAAAUGGACCUGAAAAAUGCCAGAAAAAUAAUGUUUGUCUUACAAAUUGGCUGUCCUGAUCAGACAACAUCCUGCAAUAUCCAAUCUGGGAGGAACGGCUCAUACAGCGGGGUUUUACUCCAGUACUCAUUGAAUAAGGGUGCAGAAUGGAAACUUCUGUCUCGACAUGAUGCAGAGGAGUAUCUAUUGCCUAAAAGAGCUGCGUAUGAGCUGCCAGAGGACUCCAAGCAAGAGGGCAUACAGUUCCGAUGGUGGCAGCCCGUCCACCGAGGCAAAGGGUUCGAUCAGUGGGCCAUCGACCAGGUAGCUGUUAUACAGGAUCACAGCGCGCGCAAGAUGAGGUUUAGUUCCAGAGGAAGCAGUGAUACAACAUGAAAUCACGUGACAUUUAAUAGUGGAUUGUAUAUGUAAUUUAUUGUUGUUUGACUGUUGAUUUGUGAAUUUGUAUUUCUGUCAGAGUUUAUCGUGUGUGUAAAUGUCAUUACAGAUAUCUCUAAUCUCUACAUCUAAAAAUUGAAUAAUUUGCUAUGUAAAGCUAAGAAAACAAACUCUCAUUACAUUGUUACUUUGUAAGAUGACGAAGAAAUAGCCCAUAAUCUGGACAUAAUCCUAAUGUUGUUUUUAUAUCUAUCUUAGACAAAAACAGCCGCCUAAAUAUUAACUGCAUAUCCAAAUUACUCACUGUUAAAUAUCAAUGUUCUGUUUAGUAGGAAGUAUAUUAUAGGAUUAAACAUUCUUUUUGAAGAAUUUAUCAAUGUGUAAACUCCGGACAUUUUACUCACAAACUGAAUAAAAGUGCGAAGCACUUUUAUGUUAAGUUUGUGAGUAAAAUGGCCGGAGUUUACACAUCGAUAAAUUCUUCAAAAAGAAUGUUUGAUUCUUAUAAUUCCAAUUCAUUCACUUCAUUAACAAUUGCAAAAAUUUGAAUAGUUUCCCCGCACUAUGUUAUUUGUUUUCAGGCGUGUAUGAAUACAUCGCGUUUUCGGAUUUAUUGAUGUAUAAACUCUUGUUCAACUUUAUUUUUGUCCAAUCAAAACACUUGUAAUAAGUAACAUUGUAAUUAUAUUAAGAUAUAGGCGAGUUAAUGCUAAAUUUUAACCCCACUCUCACAAGUAUAUUUAAUGAACUGAUCUCUUUAUCAGAUAUUUCUACUAUUUCAAUAUUAGCCACCAACAUCCUCGUUGUGUUUUUGGUGAAGGGUAUAAAUACCCAAUCCCCAUCAGAUGAAAGAAAAAUUGAGCAUUGGAUAAAUCCUAUCAAAUACAAACUUUGAUAUAGUGUGAUAUAUCUUAUUUCUCAAAGUUUUAAGAGCAGAUGGGUCACUUUUGACCCUAUAAAGACAUCUGAUAAAAAUCCUUGGUGCAUUUGAUAUAUUCCAUCAAUUAACCAUAAUAUUGGAGAAUUGGCCUCGCGUGCGUUAACGGAUACGAUGGUAGAUUUGACGAAGGUGUAUGUCUCAGAUGGGUCAUCAGAACAUUCCUAUAGAUUUCUUUGCAAUAUAUCUUAAAAGGCAUAUUCUUUGUAUAAAAACACUUUUCUAUCAGCCGUACAUCAUCUUGACAUCUCUUAUGGGCUGUUCAAUUGUAAAGAUGUUGAUCCCGUUUUUAACCAGUUUAAAUGCAUUUACUCAACUGAAAAUAAUGUCAGUUUAUCGGAUUGUAAGUGAAUGAUUUGAUGAUAACGUCUGCCUAAAUGAACAUUGCUUUGUUUUCAUUUAAAUGAUAUUAAUUCUGUUCAGCACGCAAAUACCUUUUGAAGAUUUGUACACGAGAUAGAAUAUUGUUUAUAUUUCCGUCUAUUGAAUUUCAGUUGAAGCUGUGCGGCUUCGUCACAUAUUUAGCUGUAUAUCCAGCGUGAUAUAGUUCUGCCUUCAUGAUAUUUUGUCAUGUCACAUCGCGUAUUCCUACAUGCACAACAUAUGCUUUUUGACAAACGUAAUAUUAUCUUCAUCAUUAUGAAUUGUUAUAGAUAUGCGAUUCUUCGAGUGCAUUUUAAGGUUUCAUAAAAAAUGUAUAUUUACUUUAACGAUGCUUCAUUGAAAUACAUGUAUGAUCAUUUUCAUCAUUGCAUCAUAAACCAUGAUAGUGUUAAAAUGUUGCACGGUGUUAAGUUUCAUCAAAUGAAAUAAAACAUUGGGUAAGACCAAAGCAAUAACCUCCCAUAUCUUUGUUUUGAAUAUCAUUUUAAUUUAUCUCUCUGAAAAUGUUUCAACCGAAAACUAAUUGUAUAUAGUCGUCAAUAUCAAUGAUAGCUUGAGAAGUACAUGUAUAUAUAAAUCACAUUUAUUUGUUCAUUUGUAGAACAGUUUAUGUCCCAAAGAGACAUGCCAUCAUGUACCUUGAAUGAAUAAAAACAUUUAUUUUCACAAAA
Messenger RNA from Ostrea edulis (European flat oyster), 12477 nucleotides. RefSeq names its product reelin-like. Gene Ontology annotation, molecular function: lipoprotein particle receptor binding. Gene Ontology annotation, biological process: neuron migration; central nervous system development. NCBI's taxonomy places the organism in Eukaryota, Metazoa, Mollusca, Bivalvia, Ostreida, Ostreidae. The coding region runs from base 43 to 10482 and encodes 3479 amino acids. The record is from RefSeq and is a predicted model, not a curated record. The transcript has 59 exons.